CCGCCGCGCGUCAACUAUCACGAGCGCCGAGCGCCGCGGCAGUCAAUACACGACCGUCCGCGUUACGGUACAGACCUCUCAUCGCCGUCGUCGUCGAUCGUCGCGUAACAGUGGUACAGCUGCCGUGCGUCCGUGUGCGGCAAGUGCGCGCGUACAGUGUCCGUCGGGUCCAGUCGUAGUCGUCGUUUUGCGGGGUGAAAAACAAUAGCAUCGACGGCGUACGCAUAACAGUACUGACGCGAUAAUAAUAUUAUUAUCAAUCGGUUCCGGACACGAUCGCGGCGUGACCGGAAGUGUCGAACACCGCUUCCGCCAGUGUCGACAUUGUCUUUUUGUUUGUGUUUUCGUUAAACGUUUUCGUGGACCGUCAUAAAAACUCUCGCCAAAGUGUAAGACAUCAACGUAACACGUUGCUCUGUCGUCUGUUUACGCUUUUAUUCGCGUGGACGUCAUGUGUUCGGGAGACGUGCCGCAGAGUCUUGUCGUCAAGUCGUCGCCGUCCGACGACCGCCGACGACCAUUUUGUUGAAUUAUCGAGUCCACCUCUGCGGAAUUUUUUCGUCUGCGCUUCACGGUCCGCAACCAUGCGACCGUUACCCGACCGCCGGCUGAAGAUUGCCACCGCCGUCAUCGCGGUCUGCGCCCUGGCCGUCUACGCGCCCGCAGACGUCAUGUGUGGACGACCUCCGCGGAUCAUAGAACACCCAACCAACAUGACGGUCCCACUGCAUGAGCCGGCUACGUUGAACUGCAAGUCCGAUGGUCAGCCGCAACCGGAAGUCCGGUGGUAUCGGGACGGACGUCCCAUGGACUUAACUAGUAGCGUCCGUAAGGCCCAAUUGCCGGAGGGGUCGUUGUUAUUCCUGGAGGCGACGCAGGGCAAGCGUGACUCGGACUCUGGGACGUACUGGUGCAUCGCCCAAAACAUGUUCGGUGAAGCCGUCAGUAGAAAAGCCAACCUUAUUGUCACAUACCUAAAACAGGACUUUCGAGUCCAGCCCAAGGACGUGAAUCCGGCGUCUGGUGACACAGCAAUCUUGGAAUGUGACCCGCCAAAAGGACAUCCUGAACCAGUAGUGGCAUGGCAUAAAAACGGUCAAGCUAUGGAGGCUGACGAGAAAAAAAGAUGGUACAUCGAAGAUAAUGGCAACUUGAUUAUUCGAGACGUGAAUAUCGAAGAUGAUGGUUCUUAUACAUGUGUAGCUAGUAAUUUAGCUGGGAUCCGGAAAUCUAAACCAAUUGUAUUGGCAACUCAGAUACGUCCAUACAUGAUACAAGCUCCGAAAGACACAAUAGCUAUGGCUGGUUCCAGUGUACAGUUGCAAUGUAAAAUCGGCGGAACACCACAACCAGAAGUAUUCUGGAAAAAAAUAUCAAACAGUGGUGUUGCACAACACAUAAGGACUACCAAUUAUAGAAAUGAGAAGCUUUCCGGGGACAGAGACACGUUCGAGCACGUUUACAUAACACAAGACGGCAGUUUGAGAUUAGACAACGUGAGUCCGGAAGAUGAAGGGAAGUACGUGUGUCACGCAGAAAAUCACCAAGGCAAAGUAAACGCUGCGUCUUCCCUCACUGUACACUCUGUCCCGUUAAUCACCCAAAGACCUGCGGACACACACGUAUCGGCUGGCAGCAAUGCGGUAUUCGAGUGCGGUGUUCGAGGCAACCCCAGACCAACAAUAUUCUGGUCUUUGCAGGACAACGAAACCGUGCUAUUCCCCGAAGAAAGCUGGAACGAAUUUCACGCCGAAGACACGAAAGAUUCAGUGUCUACACUGGUCAUACAUAACGUCAGGAAAGAACAACACGAUCAGCUCGUCGUCAUGUGUUCGGCAAUCAACGAAGCGGGCUCCGAUGAGUGGCGAGCCACAUUGACAGUGGCGGCAGCCGCAUACGACGAGUCUUUACCACCAAUCAUCGAAUACGGACCUGCAAAUCAAACACUGCCAUACAGUUCGAUUGGUAAUCUUGUAUGCAAAGCGAUCGGAAAUCCUCAGCCCGUGAUCACGUGGUACAAAGACGAUUCGCCAUUGUCAACGGAUAUCGCUAGGAUCAACAUCACUGAAUCCGGCACACUCCAAAUCAUGAAUUUACAAAAGAGCGACAACGGCGUUUAUACAUGUGUAGCGUCUUCGGUAAAUGGCAAGGCCACGUGGAGUGCUGAACUGAAAAUGGAAUCGCCAAAAAAUCCUAACGUAGGAUUUUUCAGGUCACCAGAUACCUCAACGUUCCCCAGUGCCCCGAGCACACCCGUUGUCAUCAACCACACGGAUACGGCAGUUACGCUGUCGUGGGGCCGUAGCAGCAAGGUUGGAUCGUCACCACUACUCGGUUAUCAGGUGGAAAUGUUCGCUUGUGUCGAGAACGUUGGAUGGGCGACAUUGGUGCGGAGGCUGCACUCGACUCACUUCACCCAGUCAUUCUUAAAACCUGGCCAUUCCUACUUGUUCGUGGUGCGUGCUGAAAAUUCACACGGUCUAUCCGCGCCUAGCCAUCUGUCCAGCCGCAUCACAUUGCCCACAGAAUACCGUCAGAGCAUAUCGUAUUCCCACGAUAUGUCCAUCGCCAAGUCUACUUUGUUUGGCGGUCAUAUCGUAGACCUUAUCGACAUAAAAACUGUCAGCUCGACUUCGAUAAAACUUUUCUGGGAGAUUCUUAACGGAGAGUUUUUAGAAGGGUUUUAUUUAUACUAUCGUAGCAAAAACAUGACUGGUCAAAACACCACGUUCAUGAAAAUCUUGUCUAACGCAACUGAACUGUCUGGAGCGUACGUGAUUAACACUCUAAAACCGUCAGUCACUUAUAUGUUUUUCUUGGUCCCAUUCUACAAACACAUCAAAGGUCGACCGUCGAAUUCAAGAACCGCAAAAACUCACGAAGAUUGUCCGUCUCUGCCACCUCAAAACGUGGAACCAACUGCCUACAAUUCCAGUGCUGUGUACCUGAAGUGGAAUCCACCGCCUGACAACUCACACAAUGGUGUUAUCAUCAGUUACCAGGUAGUCAUACAAGGUGGUGCCAGUUGGGACGUACUAAGUAAUGUGACGGUCAGUGCCAGUACUCCCACUUUGCUCCUGACCAACCUCACAUCAGGUGUGCGUUAUAAGGUCAUGAUUGCUGCAGCGACGAAAAUCGGUUUUGGUCCGUACACGGAUUCAAUAAUAUUACCGACGGACUCUAUGAACCAAAUAAAUCAAUUUAACGACGCAGUCAUCGAUCACGAAGAAAUAAAAGAAUUCGUUGCUGAACCGUGGUUUAUUCUGUUAUUGGCCGGGGUCAUAACAUUAAUGGUCAUAUUACUAGCGGCUGUACUUUUCGUCAGAUACCGUCAGUUAGGCGCUAAAAAGUCACACUUAGGAGAUUCAUUAAAUCCUGCAAACAAACUGUCUUAUUCGUCUGGUUUCAAAACUAGUCUAGACGUAUCUCACCGAGGACAAGUAGCGUCAUUUUUGCAAUCCGAACACAGCGUCUCAAACAGUCAACGGUGUUUAUUCAUCGAUGCAAACUCGUGUCAUAAACCCAAUUGGAUGCAUCAUGAUAUUGAUAGUAACGAGAAAGAUUCUAGUCAACAACUCUUACCUGAAAUUGCUGACUAUGCAGAAGUGAAUCCAAAUACAAUGAGUACAUUUUUAAAGGACCGUGAAUUGUCGUCUCCGGCCCCUUAUGCGACGACUACAUUGGUGUCGAACUCAAGUUCUAGAAAUAUGAGACGAAAUUCCGAUGAUACAGCUUACGCUUCAGCCAAUAUUUAUAACCGUAAUCAAAACGUAUAUUCUGAAAGUGGGUAUAGCUGUUGUUCCAGUAAUAAUGACUGCCAGGGCUGCGCAGAUGAUUGCGGGAGCAUGCAAGGUGUUCCUGUGUCAGUCGUUCUGAGCGGUUGUGGCCGAAAGACGUUCAGCGAAGUGUCUCAUCACAGCAACAAAAGCGGUUCGAGGUUCAAUAAUUACCCACCUUAUUCAUCUAGGCAGCGAGCCCUGAUGCGCACUACGUGUUCGUCCAACGGCUAUCACUACGUCGAUCCGGCGAUCAUCGGACCGACGAACAGCAGCUACAGCAACGGUUACGGCCGAGACUGCGCGCCGCCGGACGUGGUUGGCCAGCAGCAGAGGUCGCCUUGCUACACCGAGGCGGGUGUCGCGAAUACGCAAAACAUCUCGUGAACGGCUUUUUUUUGACCGAUGUUGCUUAAAAAACGAAAACGCCGUCGAUGACUACCACCGCCGUCGCCGCCAACCCGACGCAGAGUACUCGACCCCAUCGCCGUACAACGAAAAGCGUAUUUUCCACACACACAAUAAAAGUAUUAUUAUGAUGUGUUUUAAUAGCAUAUAUAUAUAUAUAUAUAUAUAUGUGUGAAAAAAAUACCUGUGCGUCGUUUCCUAAUGUAUGUUUGUCACGCUCGUCGCGAGGUGACGUACAGGGUGAUUCCGACGUCCGUCUUAAUAUUUUUAUUAUUAUUACCUCGAGUCGAGGUAUGUUGUACCUCGUUUCGACGACCUCUUAUACCGCGAAAAGCAUAGUUUACGAAUAUUGCAUUGUACUCGUAUUUAAAACCUCCCCCCAACCCCUUAAAACCACGAAAAUCCACGUAAACCCUAGACCCCGAGAGCGAAACAUAUCAUUAUAAUACAAUAUCGUUCACCCGUUUCCGACACAAACUGUUUUACAAUACGAGUCUCUACUUUUCGGCGGUAUCUUGAGAAUAAUAAUAAUUAUUAUUACGAUUGCAACACCGCGGUAUUCAAACGAUGUAAUAUUUUUUUAUUACCGUAUUCUACUCGUCGGUAUAUAAUAUUGUAUUAUUAUUAUUAUAUUAUUAUGAUUACCUAUAUUAUUAUUGUAUCAUGUAAAACGUAACGAAGAAAAAAAAAUGAAAAAUUGUUAUUACACCGUUUACACACGUAUACGACGAAAUAUUGUGCAGGUUAUUAGACCCCAACGUGUUUAUGUAAAUCUAUAAUAGUGCCAAUGUAUAUUUUGUAUUUCAACUGUACAUGUAAAUUUUAAAUAAAACCUUCCAUUUGUUGUUUAUAAAAUUUAA
Molecule: messenger RNA, 5044 nt
Organism: Aphis gossypii (cotton aphid)
Lineage: Eukaryota; Metazoa; Arthropoda; Insecta; Hemiptera; Aphididae
Product: protein sax-3-like
Exons: 18
Coding region: 585-4163 (1192 amino acids)
Biological process (GO): homophilic cell-cell adhesion; axon guidance; dendrite self-avoidance
Cellular component (GO): plasma membrane; axon
Molecular function (GO): cell-cell adhesion mediator activity
Source: RefSeq, a predicted model, not a curated record